GCCCUGCCGUCUGACGACGGGUUCGGCGUCCUCGGCGUCCUCCGCGCAGCUUCCGACGCGCGCUCAAAACAGACCACACCCGCGACCUCCUCGUCGAGCCGCGCCGACUCGUUUCGGCGCGCCGCGACGCGCGAACACAGCAACAGAACAGGCGCCAUGCGCCGGACCCUGCGCGGCCCGGCGCUGACCAUCGAACCGAACAGCGUCGUGCGCAUCCGCUUCCUGAAGGCGACGACCUUCGUCCUCGCGCUCCUCGCGCUCAUCGCGGCGGCCUGCGCGGCCGCGGCCGACGGGAGGCACCAUCGCGAGGUGCUGCGGUGCACGCGCCACGCGUCGCGGUCCAAGCGCCUCGAGGACAACGACUGCGUGCUCACGGAGACACCGCGCGGCGUCGACCGGCUCUUCGAGAAGCGGCGGCGCUCGUCCUUCGAGAUCGCGGGCGCGGAGCUGCGGCUCGAAAUGUCGAACGCGCUGCGCACGCGGACGCUCCGGCGGCGGUGCAACUCCAGCGACGCCGACGCCGUGCGCGAGGUCGUCGCGGCCAUGGCGCGCGACAUCGAGGCCGGCGGCGUGCCCGCGAAGAAGGGCCGCGGGCCGCCGCAGCGCGCGCCGCGCGCGCCGCCGCGGCCCGCGAACCGCGCUAAAUUCGACCCGGAGGCGGCCUGGCGCGGCGCGGCGCCGUCGCUCAUCGCCGUCGUCGUCAGCGACGAGUCCGGCGGCGAGCACGUCGUCCACGUCUUCGACGACGCGGCGCGCGCCGCGGACGCGCUCGAGGCCGUCCAGGCCUAUCUAGGCGCGUCCGCGCGCGACACGGGCGCGCCCGUGUCCCUGGCGCUGCGCUUCGACGACUCGGGCGCCGACGAGGUGUUGGUUUUUCUGUGUCUGGUGUUGUUGGCGUGCGCCAUGGCGCGGCCGGCCUUAGAAACAACGACGUUCGACACCACCACCGAGGUCGUGUCGAUCAAGCGGCGGAAUUUGUUCGGGGUCAUGACCUUCGACCUGUGCGUCGCCUUCGAGAACGUCGACGCGCUGGCGGUGACGGAGCACGGCGCGCACCAUCUGGCGGUGGCGCGCCCCCAGGAGGCGACGCCAGACGACCUACUCGCGACGCUCGCGUCCGCGAAUCGCAUCCACGGCGCGCCGCUGCCGGGCGUCAUCCGCGCGGCGGCGCGCGUGGGGGCGCGGCGCGAGUACGGGUUGCGGCUGUCGCUGAACGCCUUCGGCGGCAAGCAGCCGGAGACCGCGGAUUUCGUGCGCCGCUGCCUCGACGUCGACCUGAGCUUCGGCGACAAGUUCGCCGACUCGGCGGCGCUGAAGCGCGCCGUCGAGGCGGCGAACGCGAGCCUGCUGGCGGCCUUCGCCAACGAGAGCGCGCGGCCCGCGAAGCCCGUCGAGUCCUCGGAGUGCGCCGUGUGCCUCGUGCACCGGAAAGACGCGGUCCUCGCGCCCUGCGGCCACAUGUGCGCCUGCUUCCGCUGCGCGACGCGCCUCCACCGCCAGCAGGACAAGUGCCCCAUCUGCCGCGCGACCAUCGAGCACGUCGUCAAGGGGCUGCGCAUCGCCACCUACUGCGUGCGCGCGGCGAAUCCCGUGGCCUUUGUCGUGCUGGCGCACGGCUACCGCGUCUGCGCGCGCUACGAGUGGCUCUGCGCGACGGCCGAGGGCGGGCCGCACGAGAAAUGGGCCGGGAGCCUACCCGAGCGGCUCGCGGCGAGCGACGUCUCCGUCUUCAUGCUCGACCACCAGAGCCACGGCGACUCCGAGGGACUCUACGGCGACGUGGGGCCCUGCGUGGAGUCGCUCGACGACCUCGCGCGCGACGCGCUGCAGCUCGCGGCCGCCGCCGCGGCCGAGUACCCGACGCUGCCGCGGUUCCUCGUCGGAUCGUCGAUGGGCGGCGCCAUCGCCGCGCGCUGCGCGAAGCUCGGCGGGAAAUUCGACGGCAUCGUCUUCCACUCGCCCAUGCUCUACCUCGACGACUUCCCCUCGUCGUUCUCGCGGACGGUGGCUUUGUACGCGCUCGCCGCCGCGAAGAAGCUGCUCGGACCGGCGGGCGAGACGUUCCACACGGCGGAGAACGCCAUCCCGAGCCACGCGCGGGAAGCGUUGACGGAGCCCACGUUCUACCACGGCCCCAUGCUGGCGGGGACGCUCUACGCCUGCGCCGCGGCCAUGGCCGGGUUCAUGGACGACGGCGGCUUGGAAGAUCUAGGCUGCCGCGCUUUGCUCGUGCUCCACUCGCGCGCGGACGCCAUGUGCUCGCUGGCCGGGUCCGAGGCCCUCUUCGAACGCGCCGGCGCGGCGCGCAGGACCCUCGUGGUCCUCAAGGGCCUCGGCGGCGCGGAGCCGGGGCUCCUCAGGGAGGCCGGCGCGGUCUCGGACGACCUCUCCAUGGCGUCGAGCUGCGGCUCCGAGUCGCGGAGCAGCCUGGCCCUCGCCGGCGGGAGCGACGAGAGCUGCCACAGCCUCCCCCUGCGGCGCCACCGCCGCAAGCAGUUCUCGCGGCGCGACGCGCCGGACCCCGUCGACUGGCUCGGCCGCUUCCGGCAGAACCCGCUCAUCGUUUCCAUCAUCGGCAUCGCCCACGUCGUCGGCCUCCGGCGCGUCGCGACGACCUUCACGCGCCUGAGCUCGUCGCUCAACGUCGUCGACCUCGACGACACGCUCGACGACACGCUCGACGAGCGCGACUACCCGGACGGGUCCGAGCUCCUCGACGACGGCUUCGGCUUCUACGUCGCCAUCACGCCGCCAACGAGCCGGGCGGGCUCCAUCGACGCGUCCUUCUGUGCCGUCCGCCGCGUCUCGUCGGCCGCGGCGGGCGUCCAGCCAGCGAUGGACUUCCUCGACUUCGAGGACAACCGCGUCGCCGAGAUCCUCGAACAGGUCGAAAACGGCACGCUCGCAGCAGAAGACGGCGUAAUAGAGCUCCUCGACGAGGAGGACCUGCUCCAAGAGCUGCGCGCCAAUGCGGACCUCGUGACCUUCUUCCGGGACCACCCCGAGGCCGUCGUCGCCUGCGCGCUCGUCCGCGACGGCGAGGGCCAGUCCGGCGACACGGAGACGCUCGAGCCCGACAAGCCGACGCGGCGGGACCGGCGCGGCGGCGUCGCGGCCGAGGUGCUGACCGGAGAGGACGGCGCGUGCUCGUCCGUCGCCGAGGCCUGCGCGGCCUGCGACGGCUGCUGGGGCCGGCUCGCCGCGUUCCUCGACGACGACGACGACGACGACGCGACGCCCAUGCGCGCGAACCGCUGGGAGCGCGUCCUGGCCGCGCUGCUGCGGUCCGGGAGAUUCGCGACGACGAACGCGCUCGGCCGCGCGGAUUUUCUGCAAGGGCUGCCGAAGCGGCUGGCGUCGUCCUGGGCGGCGGGCCAGGUCGGCGCGAUGAUGUUGAGAGAUGCCUUCGGCGGCAAGCUCGUCGCGUGCGCGGCGCCGCCGCCGUUCCUCCGGGCCUCGGCGGCGGCGCUCGGCGACGGCCGCGGCGCGCGCAACGGGCGGACCAUGUUCCUCGGCGCGCUCGCGGACGCCGCGGCGCGCGGGCGGUGCGCCGCGGCGCUCGCGGGCGACCCGGAGACGCUCGCGGCGCUCGUCGCGGCCGCGGAGGCGACGGCCGAGGCCUGCGACGUCCUGUCCGCUUUGGUCGCCGCCGUCGCCGACGACCGGUCCCUGCGGAGGGUCGUCGCCGGCGCCGUCGCGCCGCGGCGGACGGCGCUGCUCCUGCGGCCGGACGCGCCGCGGGGCGAGGUCGGCGCGGACCUGCUCGCGCGCGCGCGGCUUCUGAGGGCCGCGGCUCGGUGCGCGGGCGUGGCGGACGCGCUCGCCGCGCCGGACGCGCUCAACUUCUACGUCGACCGCUUCUUCGACCUGCCGGCGUGCACCAUGCUCCACAACGCCGUCACGGCGGCGGUGCUCGCGGUCCUCGCCGACGAGCCGCGGCGCGCGGACGCCGCGGCGGUGCUCGACGCGCUCCUCUUCCGGACGGGCGAGUGCGCGCACUCGGACGACGCGUCGCGGGGCCUGCUGAAGCGCGCGGCCCACGCGAUCCGCGUCGCCCGCGCGGACGGCCGCCACGUGACCCUGUCGCGCGACGCGAACCUCGUCGUCAUCGCCGAGGCGGUCUGCGCGGCGCUCCGCCAGGACCCGGACGACGGAGGCGACCGCGAGCCGCUCAUCCCGGACCUGCUCUUCCGGCGCCGGCCGGAGCUCGACGCCUGGCUCCACUUCGCCGCGAGCGUGCUCUCCCUCGAGACCGCCCGCAAGGUCGUCCUCGCCGAGCCGCCGAAGUCGUCCUUCCGCGACAGCAGCCCUUUGACACGCCGUUCCCGCGUGAUGCGCGUCGCGGCCCUCGCGCUCCUCCUGGCGCUCGGCCGCGUCGGCGGCGAGGCCUGCGGCGGCGACGCGCUGCUCGAGGUCCACGAGGAGCUGGACCACGGCGACGUCUGCCGGUCCGUCCGCGACCGGUCGAGCUGGUCCUGCCCGGCGGACUGCGCGCCCGCGGAGGGCCGCGAGGCGCCCUACUGCGUCAACGGCCACGGCGCGCCCUGCCGGAGCGCGGCGCGGCGCGACGCGCCGACCUGCGGCGGCGGCGGGCGGCCCGUCUUCGCCGCGCGCCGCGACCGCGGCGACGUCUGCCGGAAAAAGCGAAAGAUUGGCUGCCCGUCGGACUGCGUCCCCCGGGGCCGCGACGACUGCGCGCACCCCUUCACGGGCGCGCCGUGCCGCACGGGCCUGCGGGGCCUCUGCCCGAAUUUGGAGGCCCACGACGAGGUCGACCACGGCGACGUCUGCCGCGGCGACGACGAGUGGCACUGCCCGCCGGACUGCCGCCCCGCCGACGGCCGCCCCUUCUGCGCCAACGCGACGGGCGCCGGCGCCUGCCGCAGCGGCCUGCGGCCCGCGGCGGCGCUCGCGGGCCGGACCGCGUGCGCGGAAUGCUCCGACGCGCAGUGGGCGCCGCUCACCGCGCGGCCGGCGCGCAACGACAGCCGCGCGACGGCGGAGCUGGUGGUGGCCCACUGCGCGGGCAACGUGGGCUGGGUCAACUUCGUCGCGGCGGAGCUCCGGGACUGCGGCGUCGACGUCCGCGACGUCUACGUCUAUUCGAAAUGCGGCGACGCCGAGGGCGCGCGGCGCAAGCUGCCCGACGCGCGCGUGGAGCGGUUGAGCAACGUCGGCGGCGAGCACCACACCUACGCGCACCACCUCUUCCGGCGCGUGAGCUCCGGCGCGCCGCUCCACCAGGUCGUCCUCUUCUUCAAAGACGAGGAUCUAGCACCGGAGCUCCGGAAGCUCGCGGCCCCGGUCUGCGCGACGGCCCACGCGGCCCUGGGCCACGUGGGCUUCGGCUGCGGCCGGCGGCCCGCGGCCGGCGGCAGCGCGCUCCACAUGAUGAACGAGCUCGCGGACUUCGACCCGGGCCGCGACCGGGGCGGGAAACAAGGGCGCGAACUUCCAAGGCUCCUCUUCGGCCGCCACAACGGCACGCACGCGCCCGCGCGCCACGAGGCGCUGCCCUUGCGGGCCUGGCUCCAGACGCAGACGCUGCUCGCGCCGCUCCUGGACCGCGUCGUCGUCGCCGUGUGCUACGGCGGCAUCUUCGGCGUGCACCGGAGCCGCGUGGCCAAGAUCGCGCGCGCGACGUGGCGCACGCUCGAGCGGACGCUCUACACGCACGAGCGGUCGUCGAACGCGCUCAUGGAGCGCACCUGGGCCGCGCUACUCGCGCGGGAGCAGCCCGCGAAGCGCUACAAGCGGGCGCUCUGCGCCGCGCGGCGCCGGGGCGACGACGGCGUCCUGGACGGCUGCGCGUGCGGCUGCGCGUGCGACGCCGCGUCGGGCGAGUGCGCGGACCCCAAAGCCCGGGGCGUGCUGCCCGGCUGGGGUUUGGAGAUGCCCUACGGCGCAACCUGCGGCGCGGGCGCGCCCUGCGACCUCCGGGGCCCGGCGCCCGCGCCGGCCUUUGAGGGCGCGAUGAGCCACCGGGCGACGCCGCGGCCGCCCGAGACCGUCGACGUCGUCGUCGCCGCCUACGACCGGCCCGCGGCGCCCAUGGUCGCCAGUCUGCUCCGCGCGCUGCCCUACCGCGCGGUCCACGUGCGCGUCUUCUCCUACUGCAAGCGCGCCGGCGGCUGCGCCGCGGGCGACGCGGCCGCUUUGCGCAGGCUCGCGGGCGACCGCGGCGGCCGGCGCGUGCAGAUCUUCACCGAGCAGCUGCCCAACGUCGGCCGCUGCGACCACACCUAUCUGGCGCACGUCGCUCGGACCUACGACGACCUCGCGAACGCGACGUUCUUCCUCAAGGACACGACGGUGUGGCACGACCACCUCGGGGCCAUGGCGAACGCCUUCUGCGCGCGGCGCCAGGGCCGCGAGGCCCGCGCCUUCGAGCUCCCGACGUACAAGUCGGAGCAGUGCGCGCGCUUCGGCAACUGCUACGCGGACGAGGCCUACGCGCGCGCGGCGACGCGGCCCGUCGGCGCGUGGAUCGACGCGCACCUCGGCGGCGGCGGCGGCGACCCCUUCCCGACGUGCCUCGGGGGCCUCUUCGCCGCGGGCCGACACGCGCUCCGACGGCGGCCCAAGGCGACCUACGAGGCGCUCGCGCGCGAGCUCGCGGCGGGCGACUCGCUCGAGGCGGGCCACUACAUGGAGCGCGCGUGGCUGCCGCUCCUGGGCGUCGUCGACGACGUGCCCGCGGUCGCGACGCGUUUGGUCGUCUACGCCGUCGACGCCGCGGGCGCCGCGGGCGGCCCGCGGCGCUUCGACGGCCUCGCGCUGCCGAAGCGCGGCGAGGCGGCCCGGGGCUACGUCGUCGACCGGCGGCUCUUCACGGACGACACCGACGUCCUCGCGAAGCCGCCGCGCGGCUGGGCGGCGACGCGCAUGGACUGGCGGUCCACGUGGAACUCGCGGCGGCUGCACGCGCUCGCGCUCCAGGCCAUGCCCCACCGGGAGCCCGCGCUCCACGGCUACGACGUCUCGCUCUACGUGGACGCGGCCGCGCGCGGCGUCGACGUCGACGCGGCCGUCGCCGCGGUCUACGCGAACCUCGAGCGGCCCGCGAUCGGCCUGCGGCCGCGGCGCGUGCUCGGGCGAGUGGCCGGCGGCGAGCUCGCCUCGGGGCUCGUCGAGGAGGCGCGGCUCUCCGACGACCCGCCGGACGCCGAGGCCGUCGCCAAGGCCCAGGCCUUUGUGGCCGCGAAGCUCCGCGAGCUCGCGAAGCGGGGCAACUCGCCGCCGUCGACGGCGUUCGACGGCGCGUUCGUGCUCCGGCGGACCUGCGACGCGGCGGCGGCCUUUGGGGACGCGUGGUUCGACUACGCGGCGGCCGCGGGCCCCCAGUUUGGCGACGUCGCGCUCCACUUCGCCGCGGCCGCGUUCCGGGCCGACGUCGCGUCGACGGACCGGCCAAUCGUCGACCCGCGGCCCGCGAUGUCCUCGGCGGCGCCGCGGCGGCGCGCCCCGGUGGCGACGUGGGUGUUCCUAGCGACGGGAGACGCGUCCCCGGCCUGGGUCGCCAUGACGAAGCGCGCGGUCGUGUCCGCGCUCGAGCGGACGUCGCUCAAGCCCGUCUGCGUCUUCUGGGGCCCGCGGUCGGCGCCCCUCGCCCUCUGGCUCGCGGCGCGCGGCGUCGAGGUCGUGCACCACGCGCCGCUCUGGCUGCCGCUCCUCGAGCGCGCGCUCAACACGACCGCGGGGAGGCGCAACGUCAAGUUCAGCCCGCUCUACGCGUCGCCGCGGAGCCUCGCGUCGACGUUCCUGCGCGUGGACGUGCCCCUGCUCCUCGACCCGGCGGUCCACGGCGACGUCGUGCUCUACGCGGACACGGACGUGCUCUUCCUCGACGGCGUCGCCUUCGGGGCCGCGGCCCCCGAGUUCUUCUCCCUGGGCGCGGAGACGCCGCGCGCGCCGAACUACGGCAACGCGGGCGUCAUGCUCCUGAAUUUGGCCGGCCUCCGGCGGACCUACGCGGCGUUUCUCGAUUGGAUCUUCUCGCCGGAGAACGUGGACCGCGGGCUCCACUUCGGCGACUACGGGCCGGGCGACCAGGGCGCCUACGCGUCCUUCUACCGGGGCCGCUUCGACGUCGCGAACUGGCCCGCGUUCAACUGGCGGCCCUACUGGCCCUACGCGCCCGGCCGCGCGUCGCUGCUCCACUUCCACGGCCCGAAGCCCGACGACUACCGCGACUUCCUCCGCGACGGCGGUGCCGGUAGCCCGCUCCACGCGGGCAUCCUCGCGCGCUGCGACGCGCACCCUUGGGUGGUCGAGCCGGGGUACCCGGGCGGGAAGCGCGACGGCACGCCCGACCACUGCGCGCGGUGGAUGGCGCUCUACGACUGCGCCGCGGACGACGUCGCGGAGCGGCGCGCGGCGCCGCCGUCGCCAGACUGCGUGUCGCUCCUGCGCCGCCACGCGAUCCACCGCGCGACGACGACGUGGCGGGGCGUCGUCGCCGCGGCGCUCGCCGCCGUCGUCGCGGCCCUGGCCUUCUGGCGGCGCCACCAGAGCCGGCCCCGGGCCGUGUCCGACGACACGCAGAUGGCCAAGGCGCUUUAACCAUCGCUAGUGAGAUGCCUAAUAUCCAGAGGAACCUACUGGGCAUGGAU
Molecule: messenger RNA, 8612 nt
Organism: Aureococcus anophagefferens
Lineage: Eukaryota; Pelagophyceae; Pelagomonadales; Pelagomonadaceae
Exons: 7
Coding region: 157-8562 (2801 amino acids)
Cellular component (GO): membrane
Molecular function (GO): lipase activity
Source: RefSeq, a predicted model, not a curated record